This is a messenger RNA of Neoarthrinium moseri, 1860 nucleotides long. RefSeq lists its product as uncharacterized. The transcript has a single exon. Lineage: Eukaryota; Fungi; Ascomycota; Sordariomycetes; Amphisphaeriales; Apiosporaceae. The record is from RefSeq and is a predicted model, not a curated record. Bases 1 to 1860 code for a protein of 619 amino acids.
AUGGCGUCCACCACGGUGCGUUAUAAGACAGACAAAGAGCAACUCUCAUGUUGGCAAGAUGGCGAGGGACUCGAGGUAUCAACAAAUGAGAACUUCUUUGACGAAUAUGUUACCUUUGACCCAAACGACUUUCUCAACGACCCUCAGAGUCCCUCGGUCCUCCUCGACUCACUUGACGAUAGCCGGACCAACUCGUCCAAUGACCAAGAUAGCUUCCCGGUCUCCUCUAUUACUGAGGAUCCGGCGGGUCUGACCAUUCAAGGUUCGUUGGCCCAAGAGAGCAACCCAGCAUCAGCAAUAUUAGGCCCAGCAGAUCCUGUCAUAGGGGGAGAGUCUAUCUCCGAUUCUGAGCUACUGCGGUUGGAAGGCAUAUCUCUCAAAUCCCCACGUGCCAAUAUAACAGCUCCGUCAAGCCCCCCAUUGUUGACACAGUCAAGUCCAACUAAACGCAGUCGAUUCGUGAACUCGGUAUAUGCAACUAUUCGCAGAGCCACCCAUCGCUCGAAGCCACUGAAGACUCAUACCUCAAUGUCAGCAAUGGACGUGUUCAGCAGGGACCCGGAGCCUCAGCUUCACCUACAAAAUCCCUAUGAAUAUACUACAGAUCGGCCGGGUCUCAAGCCGGAGCCAAUCGAUAAUAAUGGGCUGCCACUAUCACCACCACUUACUGGCAGGAUACCGUAUUCCGGCCAACAUCCAUUCAAUACACAAUUCGUGACCGGUGACCUGGAAGACCCUUUCUAUGACAAGGGCAUGCCUCACCCUGGGGCUGUCAAUGGCCCUACUACGCCAUUGGACACCCCAGCCAUGAAGGAUGAAUUCUUUUUCGACGACAACUUUCCAACGCUUGAUCAGCCCACCACGCAAGUUCCGAGGUCGAAGCAACGGAACACUAGCUCCGCUGAGUGGCCUAUGGAAGGAAUUAUCAAUGACAACUCCUGCCAGUGGCCGACUGACUCCUAUAUUCCCGACAAUGAAACCAUCCAUAGCCCAGGCUGGUGGGAAGACGGACCGACUCCAACGGCGUCCCAUCCUCCCCCACCGCCCUCUCAGAACGGCGUCCGCAACGCGUCCUUCAAUCAAAUCAUGCACCACCAGCAGACGGAGCUCCCAUACGAGUUCACGAACGAGCUCUCGGGCCUAAUGAUCCACAUGCCACAACCGCGACAGCCGCAGGCCGCCGUGCUCACGGCGAACAUCCCAGACCAGCUCAUGACGCCGACGCACCACCCCCGUCAGCAACAGAGCCACCACCGCGGCCACUACACGGAGCACCGCCGACCUCAGCCGCGCGCCCCGUCCUCGGGCGCCCGGCACCACGGCUCCAUGACGUCGCCGCGCAAGCCGUCGCUGCACCACCACAGCUCCUCGCGGUCCAUGCUCGCACGUCACCGGGAGGGCGAGUCCGCCUCGCCGUCGCCCGCGGAACGACAUCACCACCACCGGCGGCCGUACGACCCGAACCACAUGGGCCCGCGGCACCGCGCGAGCUCGUCGUCCAUCUCGGUGCGCAAGCAGCGGUCGUGGUCGCGGCGGGAGCCCCGGACGCCGAAUCCGGGAUCCGGGCCCGUCAGCUUCGGGAGCCCCGGCGGCGGAGACGGGAUGAUGGGCGGCGGCGGCGGAGGAGGAGGAGGAGGUGGUGGUGGUGGUGGCGGUCAGGUGGGCUUCGUCAAUUUCACGCCCAACGACAAGAACAUACUCAUGACGGGGGUCGCGCCCAGCGGCAGCUCCAAGACCAAGGCGCGGCGGGAGAAGGAGGCGGCGGACCGGCGGCGCCGGCUAAGCGAGGCAGCCGUCAAGGCGGUGCAGGCUGCUGGCGGAGAUGUGGAUGAACUGGUCCGGGAGGGCUUUUACAUGUGA